GAACGGGGAUGUGAACAGGGGCUUGAGAGCAUCUUAAAUACACUGAAUCGCGCCAAAUGUUUGAAACUCCGCCAGUCAACUCGAAGCAGUCAGCUGACUUGGUCUGAAUGAAGCAGUGAAGUGGUUCACACGUCAUCUGUGACGUCACAUGAAGCAAGCUCCGGCCCACUGCUUCACCAUAACUACCCUGUCGAGUUUGAAGCGUGCUUUGAAGCCUCGGUGUUAGAGGUAACAUGACUAAUCUGAGCCUCUAACUGCUCAGUAACUGUUCCGCGAACACCUGAGCGGAGAGAGGCUAACAACAGACAUGUGGACACCGCAGGGCGAACACCAGCAGCAGGCAGCAGUGGGAGAGAUUUCCGGAGCAGCUAACAAAGAGGAGCGGUCUCGUUUGGAACAAAAUAAGCUGCAUCACAAAACCGUGGAGGCUGUUUUCAACCCCCGAGUUCUGCUGCACAGAUUAGGAGUUCAGCAGACUCUGUUGGUUGAAGAAGAUGGUCCAAAAUACCAGAGUCCUGGUGAUGACCCCCAGGACCCAAAGCCCCACCACAUAAAGGAGGAACAGGAGGAAGUCUGCACCAAUCUGCAAGUAGAGCAACUCGGUAAGAGGGAGACCAAUGCCAGGUUUCCCAUCAUUGAAACUCCCAUAAAGAACGAGGAUGAUGAAGAGUCCCCUCUGUUCUCACCGCUUCUUCAUCCCAUAAAGGAAGAUGGAUAUUUCCCAGAAGAAGGUGGACCAGCAGAAUUAUCCAGGAAUCAAGACUGUGGAGAUGCCACUAACUCCUCAGAGACUGAAGUCAGCGAGAAUGAUGAAGAGUCCCCUCUGUUCUCACCGCUUUGUCAACCCAAGAAGGAAGACAGAUGUUUCCCAGAAGAAGAAGGUGGACCAGCACAAUUCACCAGGAAUCAGGACCGUGGAGAUGCUACUAACUCCUCAGAGACUGAAGUUAGCGAGGAUGAAGAAGAUGAUGAUGCUGUUCACCAUAUCAAACAUUACUCAAGAGCAGGGUCUCCAAACUGUUCAGAUAAUAAAUGUUUUACCAUAAAUAAAAAUCUAAGAAAUAGAAGGAAAAUUAUAAGUACAAUCAAAAUAAUCCACACCGUAGAGAAACCUUUUUGCUGUGAUAUUUGUGGACACAGAUGCAGCCAAAAGAAAAAUCUAAACACACACCUUAGAAUCCACACAGGUGAGAAACCCUUUCGUUGUGAUAUUUGUGAAGCAAGAUUUAGUCAAAAAUCCAUGUUAAACAGACACAAAAGGGUCCACACAGGUGAGAAACCUUUCUGUUGUGUUACUUGUGGCCAAAAAUUCAGCCGAAAAGGAAAUUUAAACACACACUUAAGAAUCCACACAGGACAGAGACCAUUUUGUUGUGAUAUUUGUGGACAAAGAUUUAACCAUAAAGGAAAUUUAAACACACACUUAAGAAUCCACACAGGACAGAAACCUUUUCAUUGUGAUAUUUGUGGCCAAUGCUUCAGGCUAAAAGCAUUUUUAAACGCUCACAUAAGAAUCCACACAGGUGAGAAACCUUUCUCCUGUGAUAUUUGUGGACACAGGUGUAGCCAAAAGAGAAAUUUACAAAAACACAUUAGAACGCACACAGGUGAGAAACCCUUUUGGUGUGAUCUUUGUGGGAAAAGAUUUAAUCAAAAAUCAAUGUUAAACACACACCAGAGGAUCCACACAGGUGAGAAACCUUAUUGUUGUGAUGUUUGUGGACAAAGUUUUAUUAAAAAAUCAGCAUUGACUACCCAUAUGAGAAUCCACACAGGACUGAAACCGUUUUCUUGUGAUUUUUGUGGGAAAAGAUUUAGCCAUAAAGAAACAUUAAUCAGACAUAGGAGAAUCCACACAGAUGAGAAACCUUAUUGUUGUGAGGUUUGUGGACAAAGAUUUAAUCAGAAAUCAAUACUAAAUAGACACAUGACAACCCACACAGGACAGAAACCUUUCUUUUGUGAUUUUUGUGGAAAAAGAUUUGGCCAAAACAAAAGUUUAGUAACACACAUUAGAACCCACACAGGUGAGAAACGUUAUUGUUGUGAUUUUUGUGGAAAAAGAUUUUGUCUAAAACAAACAUUAAGCAAACACUUGAGCAUUCACACUGAAGAAAAAACCUUAGCUAUGAAUAAUAAGUAACUCUUGUGGCGACUCGAGAGAGGAGACUGAGAUUAACCUGUACAGGCUGUUGUGAAAUACUCCUGUUGACAAAUAAGUCACCUGUUUGGAAUGACCGAAUAAGCAUAAGGAAACAAAUUAUUACACCUGACCCCUUACCACAAAUUCAGUCAUAAGAGCCAGUUUUUCUUCUUUUAGAAAGCCUUAUGUUUUUAAAAUAUCUAAACGGGUACAUGAAAGCACAUGAGAUUCGACAGCAUACAUAUUAAACCAUGGUUAAACCAAAAUAAGAAAGCUGUUUAUGAAAAUAGGAGUCGAUUCUUUAUAUUAUUUAUGAUUAAAAAGUAGCCAAUGUGUGCUGCUUAUCACAGGCCCUUGAUUAAUUUAUCAGCACAUGGGACCACCUGUAUGACAGCAGGGGUUUGUGGCAACUUGAUUGUUGAUGGUUGCAAUGUAUCAAAGGAACAGUCAAAUUGCCAGGGUGAAGGAACUAUGUAUGUCCCCACAUUUUACAAAGCUGUAAAUCAACAGACUCUACAAUAAUUGUUUACUUAAAAUCUUUUAACAACAGCCUUAAAAACACUUUUUACAAAACGCAUUCAGUUGUAAGAACACCACACUGGACUGUAAAGUUUGUUUCAUAUUUAAUUGGCCAGAUGAAGCUAGUUCUAUCAUGGGUGACAAAAAGGACUGGAAGCAUGUCAAAGAGAAGAAGCAUGAUGCAGUGUUGAGAUUCCACUAUGUGAAUAACAAAUGUGUGUGUAACUUCAGAUGCUUGACUGCAUGGCCAGAGAAUGAAGGAAGAAACAACUCUGUACUGUUCUCCUGUUAACAUACUGUUCUGCUGUUUCCCCGGUAGAGAAGCAGCCCUGGUCCAUUUAGCUCCAGCCAGUGUACCUGGACUCCUACCUGCGUGUUUUGAUUGCUAGCCAGGGUAAUUCCAAGGGAGAGGAUUUGUGUCUCAGGACGGCCUAAUCUAGAGGCAGCCUGCUGCAUUAGAAGUACAAAAUACAUUUUCUUUACACAACAUUACACAACCCUAGGGAGCUUAAUACAGAGUGGUCUACUAUCCAAGUUGCUCAAGCUAGUAGUCUUUGCUUCUUUGAUAGUGCAACACUGAUAUCGUCCGCCAUUUUGUUUGUUAAGUCCAGCACAUCCAUCUUGUCUUUGAGCUAACAUAGUCUUGCUCACACACCCAUAUAUAGAUCACACUUGAUUGUGAUAUUGCUGCAUUGAGAAUUAUUUUGUUUUCGUAAUGGCCUUUCGCUUUGUAGUUUUAGUUGAAAGUUACAAGUUUAGUGAAAGUCAGAAUUAAUUGAUUCAAAUAUUUUAACUGAAUUCUGUGUUAAUAAAUUGUGUGAUUUACAGAUUUA
Messenger RNA from Girardinichthys multiradiatus, 3495 nucleotides. RefSeq names its product gastrula zinc finger protein XlCGF57.1-like. The transcript has 2 exons. Bases 308 to 2143 code for a protein of 611 amino acids. Lineage: Eukaryota; Metazoa; Chordata; Actinopteri; Cyprinodontiformes; Goodeidae. Gene Ontology annotation, molecular function: DNA-binding transcription factor activity, RNA polymerase II-specific; RNA polymerase II cis-regulatory region sequence-specific DNA binding. Gene Ontology annotation, cellular component: nucleus. The record is from RefSeq and is a predicted model, not a curated record. Gene Ontology annotation, biological process: regulation of transcription by RNA polymerase II.